Messenger RNA from Passer montanus (Eurasian tree sparrow), 680 nucleotides. Its product is annotated as sodium/potassium-transporting ATPase subunit beta-2-like. Lineage: Eukaryota; Metazoa; Chordata; Aves; Passeriformes; Passeridae. Gene Ontology annotation, biological process: intracellular sodium ion homeostasis; sodium ion export across plasma membrane; potassium ion import across plasma membrane. Gene Ontology annotation, molecular function: ATPase activator activity. The record is from RefSeq and is a predicted model, not a curated record. The annotation marks the transcript as partial. Gene Ontology annotation, cellular component: sodium:potassium-exchanging ATPase complex. The transcript is spliced from 4 exons.
CCCCCCAACCCGCCCCCCAGGGCUGAUCCUGCUGUUCUACCUGGUGUUUUACGGGUUCCUGGCCGGGCUCUUCGCCCUCACCAUGUGGGUGAUGCUGCAGAGCGUCGACCCCCACGUGCCCAAGUACCAGGACCGGCUGCUGACCCCCGGGCUGAUGAUCCGUCCCUGCUCCGAGGGUCUCGAUGUCACCUUCAACGUGAGCCAGAGCCAGACCUGGCACCAGUACGUGCGGGCGCUGCACCAGUUCCUGGAGCCGUACAACGACAGCGUGCAGGCCGCCCGCAAUGCGGCGUGCGCGGCCGGGCGCUACAACGAGCAGCCCGACGACGCGGUGCCCAACUUCCCCAAGCGCGCGUGCCGCUUCGAGCGCUCGCGCCUCGGGCCCUGCGCCGGCCUCGGCGCCCGCGGCGACUUCGGCUACGCCAGCGGCCGGCCCUGCGUGCUCGUCAAGGUCAACCGGGUCAUUAACUUCUUCCCGGGCAAGAACAAGAGCAUCAACAUCGUCUGCGCCUCCCCUGCACACCCAUCCCUGGGAACUGGGAUUUGGGGAUCCCCUGGACACCAAAUCCUUGGGAAUUGGGAUUUUGGGAAUCCCCUGUACACCCGAAUUCCUGAAAAUGGGAUUUUUGGGAUCUUCUGGACAUCCAAAUCCUUGGGAAUUGGGAUUUUGGGGACCCCCU